AUGUCUUGUUCAUCUCUGUCUCUGUUUCUUCACCCUCAUCCUCCUCGUCUGAACCACCUCAAACCCCACCACCUCAACUCUUCCCUCUCCUUCAAAUCCCACAUUUGCUUCUCUUCCACCUCCGAAGACUCCCGCUGGCUCCGCGAAGAGCAGCGCUGGCUGCGCGAGGAGCAGCGCUGGCUCCGCGAAGAGCAACGCUGGGCGCGUGAACGCGACUCUCUCCUCCGCGAGAUCGCCGACCUCAAGCUCAAACUACAGGCUCUCCAGGCCGGCGCUUCGUCCGAGAACAUUGCCAGCAUUGCCGGACUGCUGCAGUCGUUGAAGGAGAAGAGCCAGAUCGCCGAGACGGGGUCGAGUUCGAUACCGCUGGAGUUGGAGGACAAGGAGUUCAAAGAGGUGUUCACUGUUUCUGAAGUGAAGAAGACAAAGGUGGCUCUGAGGAAAGGCUCCGAGGGAGAACACGUUCGAGCAAUGCAGGAAUCAUUGCUGAAAUCAGGAUUUUACUCGGGUGAAGAAGACAUGGAAUUUUCUAAUUUCUCAAGCGGGACGGAAAGAGCUGUCAAGACUUGGCAAGCCUCCAUAGGUCUCCCUGAAGAUGGAAUAAUGACUGAAGAACUUCUUGAAAGAUUAUUUAACGACCCUCAGGCUGACGGUGCUGUUGAAUCAAAGGAAGAUGCAAAUGGAGCUGCAGGUACGUCUGUGACAGAAAUCUCAGAGGUGAAGCAAAUAGUAUUGAAAGAAGAUGCUGCAGACGUAGAUGAAUCUUACCAUCGAGUUUUUCUUCUAGGAGAAAACCGCUGGGAAGAACCUUCAAGACUAAACAAGAAUAAAGGGAGUGAAACCAACACAACAGGUACCGCAACAAAAUGCCUUACUUGCCGUGGGGAGGGUCGCUUAUUGUGCACAGAAUGUGAUGGAACUGGCGAACCUAACAUUGAGGAACAGUUCUUGGAGUGGAUAGAUGAAGGAGCAAAGUGUCCAUACUGUGAAGGUCUUGGGUUUACAGUUUGCGAUGUAUGUGAAGGGAAAUGGUAG
Messenger RNA from Fragaria vesca subsp. vesca, 1035 nucleotides. RefSeq lists its product as uncharacterized. Bases 1 to 1035 code for a protein of 344 amino acids. The record is from RefSeq and is a predicted model, not a curated record. The transcript is spliced from 6 exons. Lineage: Eukaryota; Viridiplantae; Streptophyta; Magnoliopsida; Rosales; Rosaceae.